CAUUUCAUUUGCAUUUUGCAUUUGAAUAAUGUUUUGGUCAGUAUGAAGAAAAUUUGAAAUGAAAAGUUAUUAAGUUUUCAAAAGAGAUGGAUCCAAACAAAACUAAAAGCGCGACGGAGGGUAUUGCACCAAUGGGCAUUACAACACUAAAUGAGACAGUGCUAAGCAAUCAACCAGAGUCCAGAUACGAGUGCCCGGUGUGUCUCAACUGGUUGCGAGACCCUGUCAUAACCACAUGUGGACAUAAGUUCUGCAAGAGCUGCAUUACCUCCUGGUUGCAGAACAGUGGUCAUUGUCCGAUAGACAAUAUAAACCUCAGCAUGAAGGUGGAUAUUUUCCCUGACAACUACACUAAAAGGGAGAUUCAGGAGCAGAGAAUGUCCUGCCCAUUUGCAGCUAAAGGUUGUGCAGUCAAAGUCACCCCACUAGACUUAGACGCCCACAUAACCACGUGCGAGUUUAAUCAACCAGACGUAUCCACGCAAGCUGAAGUGCGAGUGCCGUGUUCAUUCCACGCCGUCGGUUGUAAGGAAACUUUUGACAGCCAGGAGGACAUGAAUACUCAUUUGCACAAAGACAUACAGAGUCACAUGAGUUAUCUAAUGAAUGCGUACUCAAAGAUCCAAAUAGACAAUGACAUAUCGAACGCAAGUAUCGACGCGAAAGAACAGGAGGCCAUGAGCCUGUGGGAAGCUCCAGACAAAAAUGGUGCCCAAGCCACCCCAGCGCCGCUCAAUAACACAAGCGCUCUUAUUAGAGCGCUCUACGAAAGAGUAGUCGUACUAGAACAAAGAAACCGCGAACAGGACAUAGUGAUAGCAAACAUGUCUAAACAGCUAUCAGCUCUCGCCGUGGCUAAGAUGAAACAGAACAGCGAUAUGCUACUACGAUACUGCAUGGGCAACUAUAUAUGGAAGAUCGACAACUUCAAAGCUCGCUGCGACGCGAUGUUGAAAGACCACUUCAAGAUGUUGUACAGCCCUGGGUUUUAUACGUCGCCGAAUGGUUACAGGUUCUGCGUCCGUUUAAACAUAUCUCCUCAAAACCCACUCUUCUUCGCUCUACACGUCCACCUCAUGAAGACUGAAUACGACGAUUGCCUGGAAUGGCCCUUCAACGGCCGCAUAUCCUUCGCUAUGAUCAACCAGUACGAACCAGAAAUGACUCAACGAGACACCAUGAUGUCCAACUCCAACCUCAUAGCGUUCAGGAAGCCCACUUCGGAAAUAUGCGUCCGCGGUUUCGGUUACACGGAGUACGCGGUCGUCAGUGACGUAGUUAGGAACGGGUUUGUCAAAGACGAUGUUCUCGUGAUUAGAGUCAAUAUUAGAUGUGUAUGACAUGAGGAGUAACUUUUUAGUUCUUUUUAACCCCCAAUGCAAGUAGAGGGUUGUUCUUUUUUUAUAAAAAGAAUAUUAGCCAUGAUAAAUUUAGCAGACAGGUAUGGUUUGGAUAACAAUGGUACUGAUUCUGAACUAAAGGGAGUAUUCACAUCUUUUUUAUACCAAUAGAGUAAGAAAAGGUCAGACAAACCUAAUUUAAUUUAGAACUGUCAAACCUCGUAACUUUAAGAGCCAGUUGUGCGCCUAUUUUUUUAAUUUUUAGAGUAAUUUUUAAAUUUAAUAGUAAAGUGUGUU
Molecule: messenger RNA, 1637 nt
Organism: Maniola jurtina (meadow brown)
Lineage: Eukaryota; Metazoa; Arthropoda; Insecta; Lepidoptera; Nymphalidae
Product: TNF receptor-associated factor 4-like
Exons: 7
Coding region: 87-1340 (417 amino acids)
Biological process (GO): positive regulation of JNK cascade; regulation of canonical NF-kappaB signal transduction; protein K63-linked ubiquitination
Cellular component (GO): plasma membrane signaling receptor complex
Molecular function (GO): protein binding; zinc ion binding
Source: RefSeq, a predicted model, not a curated record